CAGAUCAGCGUGUGUUCACAGGAGAGACAGUCACUCUCAGAUGUGACAUACAGGGAGGCAGGAGACAUUCAGUGGACAUACAGCUGGUUUAAAGAUGGAUACACUUUAUAUCCAUACACAACAACAACAACAGCAGAGUUCAGUUUCAGAGCUGAUUAUGUGUCUUACGGUGUUAAAUACAGCUGUAGAGGAGAGAGAUCAGACUCACAGAGAUCAGACACCAGUGCUGCUGUUACACUGACUGUAUCAGAGAGACCAAAAGCUGUAGUGAAGGUGACUCCAGAUCAGCGUGUGUUCAGAGGAGAGACAGUCACUCUCACAUGUGACAUACAGGGAGCAGGAGACAUUCAGUGGACAUACAGCUGGUUUAAAGAUGGAUACACUUUCUAUUCAUACACAACAACAGCAACAGCAGAGAUCAGUUUCCCAGCAUCUGUGUCUUACAGUGGUGAAUACAGAUGUAGAGGAGAGAGAUCAGACUCACAGAGAUCAUCGUUCAUCAGUGACGCUGUUACACUGACUGUAUCAGAUUUACCAACAUCUACACUGACUGUGACUCCAGACAGUCCUGUAUUCACUGGAGAGAGAGUCGAUCUGAAGUGUGUGAUUGAGUCUUACAGUGACUGGAGACAGAGAAAUGUACUGUGA
Molecule: messenger RNA, 648 nt
Organism: Cyprinus carpio (common carp)
Lineage: Eukaryota; Metazoa; Chordata; Actinopteri; Cypriniformes; Cyprinidae
Product: B-cell receptor CD22-like
Exons: 3
Source: RefSeq, a predicted model, not a curated record